Molecule: messenger RNA, 547 nt
Organism: Dentiscutata heterogama
Lineage: Eukaryota; Fungi; Glomeromycota; Glomeromycetes; Diversisporales; Gigasporaceae
Source: the annotation of a GenBank genome assembly
AUGGAAAAGGUCGGAUUGUCAUCAUUAUCACCGGAUUGUAUUAUUCUACACUCCUUUGAAUUUCCUAUACCAAAUUUUAACCCCAAAUUUCAAGCAACUCUAAAAUCAUGGACAAGGACAACAAUCAGUUUGGAAAUUACCAAUCAUUCAUUUGAAGAAAUUAAUUCGAUACUCGAAGAUGAAGCUUUAGGACCACUGAUGCAAAAUUCUUGUAAUUUAGUCUGGUAUAUGAUAUAUUCUAUGCAACAAGAAGCAGUUCUAGAUCAUGAAUCACAUCAAAUACCCUGGGUGUAUUUAGGCUAUUAUCUCAAAAAAGAAUUACAUGAUGCCAUUUUUGAAUAUUCCCUGUUCAGCAAUAUCAAGGAUAUUGGAAAAGACAGGUUUGGAUUUGUAAGUUCGGCUGACUACGAUGGAGAAAAGGUCGUAUUGAAAAGUCUCAAAACUAGAGAAUUUAUUAACGAGGUUAAACAACUGUGCGCUCUUAAAUUUCAUCCUAAUGUUAAUCAAUUCCAUGGAAUUACGAUAGGUACCGUCAAUAAUACAAAUG